AUGCUUCCAGUUUCCCGGCCUGAAGGACAGAUGGCGUUCAACUACAAUCCAACUACACAGUCAAUGUCGGGGACUUCGACGGGGAGAAACUCCCCAAGCGACCUAGCUGGUCCGGGGACAUCGAAGACGCCAUUCGGCUCAUCUUCCUCCAUUGGUGCGUCGCGACUGGGAGCUGGCUCCCCUUCCCAUGACUUGGGAACACGCCUGUAUCCGAAGCGUGCCCGCGAAAUCCAGGCGCAAGAAGGCCUCCCUGCCAGUAUUUGGGGUCCCCCAACCAGUGGCCACUCAACACCACUGCGUGAAAACAUUCCCGAGUCACCGAGUCAAGACAGCUUCCCCGAUCUCAUGCCAUCCACGAAUGGCUCAAUGACUGCGUCUGGUCGGAGAGCUCGAGCGGGGACCGUGCCAUCCAGAUUUCCCCCUAUGGGCACCUUGAAUGAGGUGGAAACUCAGCAGCCAUUCAUAUCACAAACCUCUCGCCCGACUCCCUCUACUAGUCCGUUCCGACCGCCGGGUGUGACGGGUAUGGACCCGGGCGCCGGCAUCGCGGCCUCGAGUGCGGCCUCGAACCCAACGAUGCUUUCGCGUCUUCGCGCUGGUUCCAUGCCCCAGCGAAACAGCCUUCUUGGUGCAGGUGGUCCUUUUGGCUCAUCCGUUUUCUCCUCGGGGUGGCCAUCAUCUGGUCGCGACAGAGCGACCACACUCACAAGCAUUCGUUCGUCAGAGGGCCCCGCUUCGCCAAGUCAAUCCUCGUUUUCUCAAGAUACUGCGGACGUGAGAACUUUGGAUUACCUGGGACUUGCUGAGACUCCUCAGCAGCCCCGGGCUAGCCUUUCGCGGCCUUCGGUGGAGCAGUUGAUUCAUCAGCAGCAGCAACAGCAGCAAGCGUCAGCUCUGCCACCUCUUCUCGCUGAACUGGCAAUGAUGAAGAGCAACAACCGAUUCCGCUCAUACUCGGUGAAUGCGAAGGAAAAGUAUGCUGAUGAUGAGGAUAUGGAAUACGAAAGCCGAUACUCCGGAGUUCCUUCCGGAACAUUGACUCCCAACGCCGCCACUGCAGCCGCUCAGCUUGCUGCUACUCAGGCCCAGAUCCAUCAACACAACUUGGCUGUGCAGGCUUUCGCCAGUCACGCCUCCGUCAACCGCCCCCGAGCACGAACUGCAGGUAUUCUUGAGGCUCCACCUCAACGAUCAUCGAUUCGCAACUACCUUGCCACGCCGUCUCGUUUGGAGAACAGCUUCACACCCUCUGAUUUACACAUUUCCGAGAGCGGCGAAUAUGAUGAUUUGGCGGAGGCUGUUCAACUUAUGCACCUAGGGACAGCCGGUGGUCAGACAGUCGGCGUUCGGGCAAUCGGGGAGACAGGAGAUGAGAAUAACCAGGAUGGACCAACCCGGGCUCUGUGGAUUGGCAGCAUUCCGGUCUCAACCACAGUCACCUCACUCGAUGCUAUCUUCGGAAUGUACGGGAAGAUCGAAUCUACCCGUGUACUGACGCACAAGAACUGUGGCUUCGUCAAUUUUGAACGCAUUGAAAGCGCUGUGCAGGCCAAGUCGCUCUUGAAUGGCAAGGAGAUCUUCCCCGGCGCGGGUCCGGUUCGCAUUGGCUACGCCAAGGUGCCCGGCACCUCUGCGACUGGCACUCCUGGCGCCAAUGGCAUUCAGUCCUCACCCACUCCGGAUCCGAACUUCAAGUCGGCCAUGGCUCCGGAAGCUCUAGACCAAAGCAGUAAAUUUGGCGCUGUCCCUAAAAUUCCCGCUUUAAUCGACUUGCUACCCGAAAUGAUUCAAAUUGUGCAGGAGUUUGGCGCCAGUGAAGAAGAUGCUAGCAACAUUACGAACACUAUUCAAAGUGCUAUCAGCUUCGAGGCCUUUGAGGAUGAGAUCCCUGCGGUCGCAGAGCCCAGCCAGGCCCGUAUGUUCGACGCGCCACGGUUGCGUGACAUUCGCAAGCGUAUCGACAACGGUGCCUGCUCGAUCCAGGAGAUUGAAGAAACUGCCACUUCUAUGCUCCCUGAAGUCGCUGAGCUUUCGUCAGACUACCUUGGAAACACUGUGGUCCAGAAGUUGUUCGAAUUCUGUUCCGAAGGUACUAAGGAGGAGAUGCUCGCUCGGAUUGCUCCUCACCUUGCCGAGAUUGGUGUGCACAAGAACGGAACUUGGGCCGCGCAGAAAAUCAUCGAUGUCGCCAAGAGCCCGACUCAGAUGAACAUGAUCGUCGAGGCUCUGCGCCCCUACACCGUGCCCCUCUUCCUCGACCAGUAUGGAAAUUAUGUGUUGCAGUGCUGCCUGCGAUUUGGUGCCCCCUAUAAUGACUUCAUUUUCGAGACCAUGUUGAGUCGUAUGUGGGAGGUUGCCCAGGGCCGAUUCGGUGCGCGCGCCAUGCGGGCUUGCUUGGAGAGCCACCACGCAACCAAGGAUCAACAGCGAGCCCUCGCAGCUGCCAUUGCCCUUCACAGCGUUCAGCUUGCCACCAACGCCAACGGGGCCCUACUCCUCACCUGGUUUUUGGAUACUUGCACAUUCCCUCACCGGCGGACCGUCCUCGCUCCUCGACUUGUGCCUCAUCUGGUCCAUCUGUGCACCCACAAGGUUGCAUACCUUACUGUCCUCAAGGUCAUCAAUCAGCGAAAUGAGCCCGACGCUAGAGACAUUGUGCUCAAGGCACUCUUCUUCAGCCCGGGCGAUGAGGUGUUGGAGAAGAUUCUCAGUGAUCAAUCAUCGGGAGCCACCUUGAUAUUCAAGGUCCUUACUACUCCUUUCUUUGACGAGAAGAUGCGAGCAGAAGUUGUGAAGAAUGUGGCAAAGGUUCUCACCAAACUGAAGGCUUCUCCUAGCCAAGGAUAUAAGCGUUUGAUGGAUGAAGUUGGCUUGUCAUCUCGCGGGAGUGGCCGGGAGCACCACCACGCCCGCGAGGCUCAUGGCGUCAGUCACCCUUCGCCCCCAGAGAAAGCGCAACACCGCCAGCCUCCGCGCCAUGUUAAUCCUAACUUCCCCGUCCAGCCGUCGACGGACCGUCAAUUUGGGAGUCCCUUUGGCCCGAAUAUCAUUGGUCAAGCACCGGACUCUCGUCCCAUGACUGCUGAUCAAAGCAACAUUCCCCUUGACGCUUACGGCGCGAACGGUCUCAAUGGCUUUGCGGGCCCUCUGAAUGGACUCGGGGGCAUGAACGGUUUCGACCCUAACGUUCCUUUGACUCAACAACAGCUCCAGUACCAGGCAUAUUUGGCUGCUCAAGGCCGUGGCGUGUCCCCUGCCGCUAUGUACCCGAACGUGCCUUCUUCCAACUUCGGCUACCCAACCGCCUCUCCAUCCGUUGAGAAUCUGCGCUCUCUGCAGAACCAGCAACUUCCACCGUUGUCCGUGGUUCCCAGCGCCAUGAACUCCACCAGCAUGAUGAGCCAGUCGAGCUAUUCCCCUCAGCAGUACAGCCCCGUAGUCAACCCGGGCCAGAUGUAUCAAUAUCCUCCCCAGUACUACGCCCAGUCUCAGCCGGUGCCAGGCCAGAGCAAUGGAAGCCGACGUGGACGACGUUAA
Messenger RNA from Penicillium oxalicum, 3537 nucleotides. Its product is annotated as putative RNA binding protein Jsn1. NCBI's taxonomy places the organism in Eukaryota, Fungi, Ascomycota, Eurotiomycetes, Eurotiales, Aspergillaceae. The coding region runs from base 1 to 3537 and encodes 1178 amino acids. The record is from RefSeq and is a predicted model, not a curated record. Gene Ontology annotation, molecular function: RNA binding. The transcript is spliced from 3 exons.